This is a messenger RNA of Moneuplotes crassus, 654 nucleotides long. NCBI's taxonomy places the organism in Eukaryota, Ciliophora, Spirotrichea, Euplotida, Euplotidae. The record is from the annotation of a GenBank genome assembly.
AUGAAUAGAGACUACGACUAUAUGUUCAAGGUUGUUCUCAUUGGAGACUCCAAUGUAGGCAAAUCCUGCUUGCUCAUCAGGUUCGCUGACGACUGCUUCACUGAGAACUAUAUCACCACUAUUGGAGUUGACUUCAGGUUCAGGACCAUGACUGUUAAUAAGGACACGGUUAAACUUCAGAUUUGGGAUACUGCCGGACAAGAACGUUACAGGACUAUUACAAAUGCUUAUUAUAGAGGAUCUGACGGGAUCCUGCUCGUUGCUGAUGCCACCAAUAGGAAGUCUCUUGACAACAUCCCAGACUGGCUCUCUGAAAUUGAGAAGUACACUGACGAUGAGGUGUUCAAAAUGCUAAUCGUUAACAAAUCUGACCUGGAAGAAAAGACGGAGAUCUCAGAUGACGACCUUAAAAAGUUCUCAAAGCUGCAUGGAGUUCCCUACAUGUGGACUAGUGCUAAAUCUGGCAUAAAUGUAGAUGAUUCAUUUCUCAAAAUGACCCAAUCCUUAAUUUCUAAGAGAGAAUUAGAUGAGGAAAGUGGGCAUAAAUCCAAAACUGGGAAGAAAGGAACUAAAUCUACACUUGAAGGGUCCAACUUGUUCAGGAACGCUGAGAAAGCAAUGAAUGAAAAAGAGACAAGCUGCUGUAAUAAUUAA